Ambispora gerdemannii is the source of this 176-nucleotide messenger RNA. NCBI's taxonomy places the organism in Eukaryota, Fungi, Glomeromycota, Glomeromycetes, Archaeosporales, Ambisporaceae. The record is from the annotation of a GenBank genome assembly.
GAGCCGAGCCGAUGAUAUUAGCACCCCUUUUCACAACCAAUUUAUCUUUAGAGAUAUCUGUGCCAGGACCAGGCGACAAUCUCACAUCUUUGCGCUCCAACCUCCAAGCAGAAGUACCACCAUUUAAGAUCGAGUAUGAGGGUUUAAUUACAACGCCGGAUGGUUCGAAAACAAAC